Molecule: messenger RNA, 732 nt
Organism: Phaethon lepturus (White-tailed tropicbird)
Lineage: Eukaryota; Metazoa; Chordata; Aves; Phaethontiformes; Phaethontidae
Product: WW domain-containing oxidoreductase-like
Exons: 5
Source: RefSeq, a predicted model, not a curated record
AUGGCUCAUUCUUCAGUCACACAAGUAAGGAGUAAGUAUAAUCCUGCACUUCUAGCAGCUGAAGACACCGAGGCAGAAGAAUUGAGUUUUGAAACUGCAAAGUCUCUUGCACUGCAUGGGGCAUAUGUAAUCCUGGCCUGCAGAAAUAUGUCAAGAGGCAAUGACGCUGUACAACGCAUUCUUGUGGAAUGGCAUAAAGCCAAGGUAGAAGCAAUGACCUUAGACCUUGCUUCUCUUCAGAGUGUGCAGCACUUUGCUGAAGCAUUCAAAUCCAAGAAUGUGCCUCUUCACAUACUGAUCUGCAACGCUGCCAUCUUUGGUGCUCCCUGGUGCUUGACAGAGGAUGACCUGGAGUCCACCUUCCAGGUGAACCACUUGGGGCAUUUCUAUCUUGUCCGGCUUCUGGAAGACAUUUUAUGCCAGUCAUCUCCUGCUAGGGUUGUGAUGGUGUCCUCCGAAUCACACAGAUUUACAGAUAUUAAAGACUCUUCUGGAAAACUCGAUUUCAGCCUGCUUUCUCCAUCUAAGAAAGAGUAUUGGGCUAUGUUGGCCUACAAUCGUUCCAAGCUUUGCAAUAUACUGUUCUCCAACGAACUGAACCAACGCCUUUCUCCCCACGGGGUGACGUCUAAUGCAGUCCAUCCUGGAAAUAUGAUUUACUCCUCCAUUCAUCGUAACUGGUGGGUGUAUACCCUGCUGUUUACCUUGGCUCGACCUUUCACCAAAUCCAUG